Molecule: messenger RNA, 1003 nt
Organism: Pseudoliparis swirei
Lineage: Eukaryota; Metazoa; Chordata; Actinopteri; Perciformes; Liparidae
Exons: 7
Coding region: 143-1003 (286 amino acids)
Biological process (GO): cell communication
Cellular component (GO): membrane
Source: RefSeq, a predicted model, not a curated record
GGUGAACAUACGAUAGGGUAGCUCAAAUACAGCGCUGUGUGGGUGGGUGUCAGUAUAUGAAGAAUUCUCCUGCAGACUGGAGCUGUCCUGGUCCCGGGUGGAGCUGUCGGCGACCUGCUACAGAACCUGUGAGACCUCUGAGAUGCUUCAGAUACAGAUCCAACGCAGCGGGAAGAGCGCCGACCCGGCGUACGUCGCCAUCCAGGUGGAGGAGGGAUCGGCAAAACCCGGCAGGGACUUCACUCACAGCACAGCCGGCCUCAUCCAGUUCGACCCAGGAGUCAGUGUGAAAACCUGGAACAUUUACCUGAUAGAUGACGGUCUAGAGGAAAACCACGAGACCUUCUCUGUUACCCUGAAAAGCCCCAAAAACGCCGUCCUGGGGCAGAGGACCUCCGCUAGUGUGGAAAUCAUCGACCCCAGAGGAGGCCGGUGCAAUCCAGACGACCUGAAGGUGGAAGAGGAUGGGACGCGACUCCCUCCUCUUCCUCCAGGCCUCCCGGACCCUCCCAGACCGAAGGAGGAGGACGCCGUCACCGACAUCGAGGCGGAGCUGCUGUGGGAGAACCGGCCUCACCCUCCCCGGGGCGAUGUCCCAAACCGCCGACCCUACCUGGACUACGGAGAGGUGGAACCACAGGAUCAGGCGGCCCAUGACGGCUACAGCCACGUCCACUACCAGGGCCGGCAGCUACCAGGGGAGAGUACUGGGAGCACUGGGAGCACAGGACUGCAGGUCCAUCAGUCUGGAGAGAGAAGGUCUGAGGAGAAGGUCUGGACGUUCCACAGUCUGACUCCUCUGCGGGUGGAGGAGCUGAAGCCGGGUGAAUCUGGGUGGAGUCGGUCGCCUCAUGGUCGCCUCCCGCAGGACUUCCGAGCCGGGGAGCCUCUUCAGAUGGACCAUCCAGAACCCAGACGCCAACCGGAGCUCCUCCAGCGCAAGACGGGGAAGGCGACCAGCAGCUCCUGCCCGGGCGGCUGGACUCACUACAGGAUUGAUUGA